GCAGUGAUCUUGGGGGCGCCGGGCUCCGGCAAGGGCACCGUGUCGUCGCGCAUUACCCAACACUUCGAGCUGAAGCACCUCUCCAGCGGGGAUCUGCUCAGAGGCAACAUCCUUCAAGGCACAGAAAUUGGUGUGUUAGCCAAGACUUUCAUUGAACAAGGGAAGCUCAUCCCAGAUGAUAUCAUGACUCGACUGGCCUUGCAUGAGCUGAAAAACCUCACCCAGUAUAACUGGCUCUUGGAUGGUUUCCCAAGGACUCUUCCUCAGGCAAAAGCCCUGGAUAAAGUUUAUAAAAUAGACACCGUGAUUAAUCUGAAGGUGCCCUUUGAGGUCAUUAAGCAGCGCCUCACAGCUCGCUGGAUUCAUCCGGCCAGCGGCCGAGUCUACAACAUCGAAUUCAACCCUCCCAAAACUGUGGGCAUCGACGAUCUGACUGGGGAGCCUCUCGUGCAGCGUGAGGACGAUAAACCGGAGACGGUUGCCAAGAGACUGAAGGCUUACGAAGCUCAGACAGAGCCAGUCUUGGAAUACUACCAGAAAAAAGGAGUGUUGGAAACAUUCUCCGGAACCGAAACCAACAAGAUCUGGCCCGAUGUAUAUGCCUUCCUACAAACAAAAGUGCCACAAAUUAACCAGAAAUCAUCAGUUACUCCUUGAGGAAAAGCCGGUGUAACUACUUUUGAUAAAAUUCCCAAUGACAACAUCCUACAUAGAUUCAAAAAUUGCUGAAUCACAGCUAAAUUUGGCUGGAAGUCAACAGAUGAGCCAUUGAAAACUGUGUUAGAUCAUCAAAAAGCAGUUCUGCUGAUCAUAAAGACAGUAAUGUCAAAGAUUCAUAUGACUUUGAAUAAAACUUUUGUAAAAUUUUAAAGAAAA
Myotis brandtii (Brandt's bat) is the source of this 876-nucleotide messenger RNA. It is a transcript of the gene AK3, whose product is annotated as adenylate kinase 3. Gene Ontology annotation, cellular component: cytoplasm. The record is from RefSeq and is a predicted model, not a curated record. Gene Ontology annotation, biological process: nucleobase-containing compound metabolic process. Gene Ontology annotation, molecular function: ATP binding; AMP kinase activity. Lineage: Eukaryota; Metazoa; Chordata; Mammalia; Chiroptera; Vespertilionidae. The transcript is spliced from 6 exons. Bases 184 to 657 code for a protein of 157 amino acids.